Echinostoma caproni is the source of this 1422-nucleotide messenger RNA. The record is from the annotation of a GenBank genome assembly. Lineage: Eukaryota; Metazoa; Platyhelminthes; Trematoda; Plagiorchiida; Echinostomatidae.
AUGCAGCACCUAUUUUGUAUGGCCGAAGAAAUUCGUAAUGCUCGACUUGUUCGUCAGGUACGCGGAGGUGGGAGCGGUGGCGGUGGUGGUGGUGCUGCUGGUGGGACGGGAGUAACAAGUAGUCUGAUCACUGAUCAAUGGGACCAGUCCAAAUCAGACGGCUAUCGAUUAACACAGUCCAUUCCGGACGGUAGUUUUGCCAGCGGAAGUCGCAUCCUGCUUGGAAAUGCAUCAAUCACCUUAGAUCCAUAUAAUUCGGCCGCCGGCGGUCCAGGNGGUUCCGAUAUGCUCGUCAAUCCGAAUUGUGGGCCAGGGGGGAUGAUGAUCUCUGGUGCAUUCAGUGAUACGAAUUCGAACACAACGGCAGGAGUUGAUGUGCAUACUCGAUAUCUACCAGACGGUCGUGUGGCUACCCUUCAGUCGGGUUCCGCAUUCUCUCUGGUCACUAAUGCUGGAAUGCAAGGGAACCCUGGUGGCGGUGCGGGCGGUUCCGAUCGUCGUUCGAAGACAUCCUCAUUGAUCAUGGUGCCCGGGCAACAAGUUGUUCAACUAUGGGGUUCACCGCCUGGACAAAAACAUUUGAUUACCACCGUUCCGGCUGGUUACUACAUACAAUCGAACCAAGUAGAGAUAGCCGGUUCCCAAGCAAUGGGUUCCGAUGGCCUUGGAUCAUGUCUGGGGAGUAUGGGUCAGCCAGACAACAGUGUGCUUGAACCGUAUCAGCCGUCCUCGUCCGGGAUUAGUACACUCCGUCGGAACAGUAGUAGUAAUAAAGAACCGUUACUCGGCCCCCAAGAGAUUGGAAGCCGAUCUCCACAAGGAACCGCACUACAACAGCAACACCUUCAACAACAACAACAACAACAACAACAACAACAACAACAGCAGCAGCAGCAGCAGCAACAACAACUACAACUACAACAACAAAAACAAAUACUGGGAUCACCCGAAAUGGCCUCCGGUCCGCUCCUAUCUGCCCCCAUGGAAACCAUGCUCGUUUUAAAUCGCAGUCAACCAAUGGGAUCAUCUCAACCGCAGCUAACUUCCGCUGCUAUGAUGACGCGUCUCAACGGUUCAAAUUCGAAUCCACAACUGGUUCACAAUUUCACUCCGGUCUAUGCAUUGGUCGGCGGCGCUUCGAUAUCACACUCGGAUAGUGGAACCGGGUCCGGUAGUGGACAGCUACACAGUGGUGACAGUCAGUCAGGUUUGGUUCCUGUUCCGGGUGGUCCAAAAAUGCAAACCAAUGGGAAUGAGAGUUUGAUCACCAUGAGCAACGGGAUUCAGGAAUGUGAUCCAGGUAUUCAUACUACUACUACUAUUACUACUACUACUACUACUACUAUUAAUAAUAAUAAUAAUAAUAAUAAUAAUAAUAAUGAUAGCACCGCUACUAAUAUUGUACCUUCCAUUUCAAAGUGA